Molecule: messenger RNA, 2724 nt
Organism: Atta colombica
Lineage: Eukaryota; Metazoa; Arthropoda; Insecta; Hymenoptera; Formicidae
Product: glutamate receptor ionotropic, kainate 2-like
Exons: 17
Coding region: 358-2664 (768 amino acids)
Biological process (GO): monoatomic ion transport
Cellular component (GO): postsynaptic membrane; plasma membrane
Molecular function (GO): glutamate-gated receptor activity
Source: RefSeq, a predicted model, not a curated record
AUAUUCACUCAUGACCAAAAGGAUAGCAGCACGGAGCUGGCCUUCAAGUAUGCCGUUUACAAGAUCAACAAGGACAAAAUUAUAUUGCCGAAGACCACGUUGGAAUACGAUAUUCAGUACGUGCCAAAAGAUGAUUCCUUCCAUGCAUCGAAAAAGGCGUGCCAGCAAGUCAAGCACGGCGUCCAGGCGGUCUUCGGACCUUCGGAUCCGAUCCUGGGUCAACAUAUUCACAGUAUCUGCGACGCUCUCGACAUUCCACAUCUCGAGGCCAGGCUGGACCUGGAGACGGAAGCGAAAGAGUUCAGCAUUAAUCUUUAUCCCGCACAAAGUCUGCUCAACACCGCUUAUCAGGACAUCAUGGAGUUCUUUAAUUGGACCAAGGUGGUGAUCAUCUACGAAGACGACCAUGGAUUAAUGAAGCUUCGGGAGCUGGUGAAAUCACCGAAAAUCCGUGGUAUCGAAGUCAGUCUCCGACAGGCAGAUCCCAACUCAUACAGGCAGGUCCUUUCCGAAAUGAAGAGUAAAGAAUUUCGAAAUAUCAUCGUGGACACAAAACCCGAGCACAUGCAUCAUUUUCUACGAAUGAUCCUGCAGCUGCAGAUGAAUGAUUACAAGUACCACUACCUCUUCACGACUUUCGAUAUCGAAACCUUCGAUCUCGAGGACUUCAAGUACAAUUUUGUCAAUAUCACUGCCUUUCGUUUGGUCGACGCGGACGACGUCGGUGUACGUAGUAUCCUGAGGGACAUGGAACGCUAUCAACCAUCGGGAAACACGAUCCUCAACAAAUCGAGAAUCAUCCAGGCCGAACCAGCAUUAAUAUAUGACAGUGUACAGGUGUUCGCGGUAGGAUUACGUACCUUAGAGCAAUCCCAUGCCUUAAGGCCCGCCAAUAUUUCCUGCGAGCUCGAGCACCCCUGGGAUGGCGGCUUGUCUCUUACCAACUAUAUCAACUCGGUCGAGAUGAAAGGAAUCUCUGGACCUAUUGAAUUUAAAGAAGGCCGUAGAAUUCAGUUUAAAUUGGAUCUACUGAAACUGAAACAACAUUCACUUGUUAAGGUCGGCGAGUGGCGUCCCGGCGCCGGCGUCAACGUUACAGACACUGCGGCCUUUUUCGAGCCUAACAUCGGGAACGUCACUCUGAUUGUGAUUACUAUACUGGAGACGCCGUAUGUGAUGAUGCAUCACGAAAAGAACUACACCGGGAACUCGCGAUUUUACGGUUUUUGCAUGGACCUUCUGGCAGCGGUGGCGAGGGAGGUAGGCUUUUCGUACCGAUUGGAGCUGGUACCGGAUAGGAAGUAUGGCGCACGAGACCCGGAGACCGGCGAAUGGAAUGGCAUCGUACGAGAGCUUAUGCGACAUAGGGCUGAUCUCGCUGUCGGCUCGAUGACAAUCAACUACGCGCGCGAGAGGGUGAUCGAUUUCACAAAGCCAUUCAUGAAUUUGGGUAUCUCGAUCCUGUUCAAGGUACCGACCCGUCACCAGGCGCGGCUUUUUUCCUUUAUGAAUCCGUUAGCGAUUGAGAUCUGGCUGUACGUUCUGGCAGCGUACGUUUUAGUAUCAGUGACGAUGUUCGUCGUGGCGCGAUUUAGCCCCUACGAAUGGAAUAAUCCCCAUCCGUGUCAUCCCGGGACGGAAAUCGUCGAGAAUCAGUUCUCCCUAUCGAAUAGCUUCUGGUUCACCAUUGGAACUCUCAUGCAACAGGGCAGCGAUCUAAAUCCCAAGGCUACGAGUACGCGUAUCGUGGGUGGUAUAUGGUGGUUCUUCACCCUGAUCAUCAUCUCGUCGUAUACUGCAAAUCUAGCAGCUUUCCUUACAGUGGAAAGAAUGAUCACGCCUAUAGAGAACGCCGAAGAUCUCGCCAGUCAGACGGAUAUCGCAUACGGAACUCUCGAUAGUGGAAGCACGAUGACUUUCUUCAGGGACUCAAUGGUCGAAACGUACAAAAAGAUGUGGAGAUUUAUGGAGAACAAGAAGCCGUCGGUAUUUGUUCCAACAUACGAAGAAGGUAUUCAGCGGGUCCUUCACGGCGAUUAUGCCUUUCUGAUGGAGUCGACUAUGCUGGAUUACAUUGUCCAGAGGGACUGCAAUCUCACGCAAAUUGGUGGUCUAUUGGACACCAAAGGAUAUGGAAUUGCUACACCCAUGGGUUCGCCCUGGCGGGAUAAGAUAUCUUUAGCAAUUCUGGAAUUGCAAGAGAAAGGCGAAAUUCAGAUUCUGUAUGACAAAUGGUGGAAGAGUCCCGAGGAUACCUGUAUGAGGACGGAAAAGGGAAAGGAGAAUAAAGCCAACUCUCUAGGCGUCGACAACAUAGGAGGAGUUUUCGUGGUCUUAUUGUGCGGUUUGGCAUUCGCCGUGCUCAUAGCGAUUUUCGAAUUUUGCUACAAUUCCAAAAGGAAUGCACCGGCGGAACGGUCGCUCUGCUCGGAAAUGGCACGCGAGCUCUGCCGCGCCUUACGCUGCCGCGCGUCGUCUCGACGACGGCGUACUUGCGACAAAUGUUCUACGCACGUGAUCGGCUACUCGCCGGACAAUCCCACUGCCACCCCCGUAAAUGGGAUGAGGUCCCAGAGAAGCAACCUGGCCGUACCCGUAGUCGAACUGCCUCCACACAUCCAUAUGCAUCAUCACGCAUCGCCGCAUGAUUAUGACGGCAAUUAAACCAACGUCAAGACCAGCACUAGAACAUUAUAAUCAUAACCAGGAACAAGUACAAAGUAU